Molecule: messenger RNA, 1948 nt
Organism: Tripterygium wilfordii
Lineage: Eukaryota; Viridiplantae; Streptophyta; Magnoliopsida; Celastrales; Celastraceae
Product: AT-hook motif nuclear-localized protein 28-like
Exons: 2
Coding region: 1064-1876 (270 amino acids)
Cellular component (GO): nucleus
Molecular function (GO): minor groove of adenine-thymine-rich DNA binding; DNA-binding transcription factor activity
Source: RefSeq, a predicted model, not a curated record
CCAACUAUUGAAAGGAAAUUCUCUAACAAGAUCUCAAAAGUGCAAAUCGAACCCAAAAUUUCUUUCUACUUGAAAUUACUGUAACUGAACAGCAUCUGCAAUCGGUAGAUAAUAACCAAACUCAAGCAAUCGCAAGAGACCCGAGUGCGAAAGCCGCUCGUCCUCUCUCGCUUCUCCAACAAGUGUGCAAGACCAGUUGUUGAAGCUUUUUUCUUCACUCAUGGGUGAUAUAGGUUUAGGAGGAGAAAGAUUGGGGAGCUUGGGGAGGAGGGUUGGAGGUGCAGAGACCCAUCAAAGUUUUUGAAGCUUCCUCCCCAAACAAACAAUUUUGAGAUUUCAAUUACGAGAAUCAAAUAUCCUUACUAUGGAUUUGAAAAUCUUGGGUUCUAACUUUUUAGAAUUCAAUUUACAGUGAAGCUUUGGCUUUGGGAUCUUUUUGAUGGUGUUUGUGUUGCAGAGGAGAGAGAUAGGCGUUGCAAGAUGAAAGAAGGAAGAAAACAAUGAACAAAGAAGUAAUUUUGUCUAUGAUGAGCUGUUCACCCCUGACCACACGAUUGAACGAACGGUUGAGAUUUUAAAAAUUCUAACAAUUUCAACAAAACCCAAUCCAGCCCCCCCUAUCCUCAAAAGUUGACUGUCUUGUUAUGAUUAGUAUUCAAGGACGGGAACUAAACUGUCAUACCUGGACGAGCCUUGGGCAUAGCCUGUAGGUCGUGCCGCCAAGGUGGGCUAUGGGCCAAGUUCCUGUCUACAAACAUUGGGUCAUGGGUUGAUUAGUCAAAAGAGAACUGUUCUGGGUUUACCCAUACCUGAAUUGGGCUUUCAUUUCUAAGCAAAAUGAUUACCAGUUUGAAUUUCCUUCAAUCUUUCACAAACCCAAUUCUGCAUUUUCUGAUGUAAUACAAAACCCUUCUCGUCAAACUAAGUGAGCUUUGAGAUUUAAGCAUUCAAGCCCCCUUUAUGGUCUCUAGUCUUUACCAGAGAGUUUCCAAGCUCACCCAUCUCCCCCCUUCUCUCUCUAGAACAUUAAUUCAAAGCCAAACAAAGACUAGGGCGGACGAGCAUGAAAGGCGAAUACAUAGAACCUCAUCAGCAACACAGAAACGAAGGCAUCUUCUCCAAGCUCAACCCCUUCUCCCACCACUUCCCCGAAGACGAAGACAUCGCCGCCUCGGCCCAAUCCCACAAGCCCAACGAGCCCGGUAAUGAGGGGGCCACCAUUGAGAUCGUUCGCCGGCCCAGAGGAAGGCCUCCCGGCUCCAAGAACAAGCCGAAUCCGCCUGUUAUUAUUACUCGCGAGCCUGAACCAGCCAUGAGUCCUUUUGUCCUACAAGUUCCUGGUGGAAACGACGUCGUUGAUGCUUUAUCCCGAUUUUCUGGCCGUAGGAAUCUCGGGCUGUGUGUUGUCACGGGAUCGGGUUCCGUUGAUAACGUCACUCUGCGUCAGCCCUCCACGACGAAUCCCGGAGCUACCAUCACGUUCCACGGUCGUUUCGACAUACUCUCCAUCAACGCCACGUUUCUUCCCCAAACGACGUCGCAUCCGUCUCCUAAUAUCUUCACGAUCUCGCUGGCGGGACCGCAGGGGCAAAUCGUCGGUGGAGUGGUUGCAGGCGGGUUGAUGGCUGCGGGUCCGGUGUUUUUAAUUGCUACGUCGUUUAACAAUCCGAGUUACUAUACGUUACCGCCUGAGGAAGAGGCGUGGAACUCGGUUUCUGGCGGCGGAGGUGGAGGAGAUGGACAUUCUCCGUUGGUUUCCGGUGGAUGUGGAGAGAGUGAGACUCCGGGAGAUGAAUCGCGAGGGAUGCCUGUGUAUAGUUGGAAUUUGGGGUCUGAUGUAAUUUGGGCACCCACUGCAAGGCUACCGCCUUAUUGAGGGAUGAGGGUUUGAAUUUCAUAAUCUGCUUAAUUAAUUUCGUGAAAUUUAAUUGUUCUUUGUUUUUAUUUU